This is a messenger RNA of Stylophora pistillata, 738 nucleotides long. RefSeq names its product coadhesin-like. The record is from RefSeq and is a predicted model, not a curated record. NCBI's taxonomy places the organism in Eukaryota, Metazoa, Cnidaria, Anthozoa, Scleractinia, Pocilloporidae.
UUGAUUUUGUGACAUUGUUAUCGAUUGAUCUUGAACAAAAGCACAAAUCUUACGUCUAGUAUAUUCUCAGGGAAAUAAAGCCACAUUAUGGCUCGAAAUGUCUUGCAAGUUUUGACAAUUGUGGCUUUAAUGUCAGCCAUAUUUUAUGUUUCUCAUAAUUUUGUGCGGUAUGUUUUAAGAGAGGAUGGAGGAUAUUCACAUUGGACAGUGUUCUCAACAUGCACCAAGUCCUGUGGAACAGGGGUGCGCUUCAGAACACGGUACUGCAACAAUCCUAAACCACGGUUUGAGGGUAAUAACUGCUCUGUUCUCGGAGAAGACAGGCAAACUUUCAUGUGUGCCAUGAACCCUUGUCCAGUUGAUGGUGCCUAUGGCCAUUGGUCAGAUUUUGGUGAAUGUUCUGUGACAUGUGGUGAAGGUGUACAGGAACGGCGACGCCAGUGUGAUAACCCAGCACCCAAAUUUGGUGGGUUGAGUUGUGAAAAGUUGGAACUUGGAUCGGAUGUUGAAUCAAGGAUGUGUAACAAGGGGGCAUGUCCAGUAAAUGGAGGUUAUGGGAAAUGGAGUGACUUUGGUGAAUGCCCAGUGACUUGUGGGGGUGGGGUGCGGGAGAGGAAUCGUCUGUGUGACAGUCCUGAACCACAGUUUGGUGGGAAAACAUGUGAAGAACAAGAUCUGGGGCCAAGUGUGGAAACAGAGGCCUGUAAUGAACAACCAUGUCCAGUUUGUUUUUCAUAG